This is a messenger RNA of Ceratitis capitata (Mediterranean fruit fly), 2058 nucleotides long. RefSeq names its product MOB kinase activator-like 4 (gene Mob4). Bases 279 to 950 code for a protein of 223 amino acids. The record is from RefSeq and is a predicted model, not a curated record. The transcript has 4 exons. Gene Ontology annotation, cellular component: cytoplasm. Lineage: Eukaryota; Metazoa; Arthropoda; Insecta; Diptera; Tephritidae.
GAAGGAGUUGUCAAAAAUUUUCACAAAACGAAAAAUUAGUGGAAAGAAGAUUGCGAGAAACUACAGAUUUUUCACAUGAAAGACUAGUUUUAUUAUACAAAAUUGCAUAGCAAAAUUAUAUGGACGAAAAAUUAAAUUAACUUGUAUUAAUCGAAAUAGUGAAAUAAGAAUAGUGAACACAUAAAAGAAUUUAACACGCCCAAUACAGGGAGUAAAGCACUUCAAUUGGGAUCUUUCUCUUUUUUCUUUUGCUUAAAAAGGGAAGAGUCAGAAGAAACAUGAAGAUGGCGGACAGCACGACUAUUCUGCGAAGAAACAGACCUGGAACAAAAGCGAAGGAUUUCUGCCGAUGGGCCGAUGAACCAUUAGAAGAAAUGGACAGCACCCUGGCUGUACAACAAUACAUUCAACAAUUGAUCAAACGUGAUCCGUCAAAUGUUGAAUUAAUUCUGACAAUGCCAGAAGCUCAAGACGAAGGUGUUUGGAAAUAUGAACAUCUUAGACAAUUUUGCAUGGAGUUAAACGGUCUUGCUGUCCGUUUGCAAAAACAAUGUUCGCCUACAACAUGCACACAAAUGACGGCCACCGAUCAGUGGAUAUUCCUGUGUGCUGCACAUAAAACCCCAAAAGAAUGCCCCGCCAUUGAUUAUACACGUCAUACACUAGACGGUGCUGCAUGUCUAUUGAAUAGCAAUAAAUAUUUUCCAAGCAGGGUUUCAAUCAAGGAGUCAUCAGUGACCAAACUAGGGUCGGUAUGCCGCCGUGUUUAUAGAAUAUUUUCUCACGCGUAUUUCCAUCAUCGGAGAAUAUUCGACGAAUUUGAGGCUGAAACGUAUUUGUGUCACCGCUUUACGCAUUUUGUAACAAAAUACAAUCUCAUGUCCAAGGAGAAUCUAAUUGUACCAAUUAAUGAAGAGGAAAACGCAACGCCUGGCGAGAGUGAAGCUUAGAUCUUAUAUACUGUAUUCAAAUCGUGGCAAAUUGUGUGAAAAUGUGAAUGUGGCAUACAAAACAUAACAGAAAAAAAAGCAUCCAUACAAACAGCACAGCAUAGUGUGAAGAGGCAUGAGGAAAUGAAGAAAGCCCAAUAUAGUAAAACACAUAUACAACAACAGCAACAACAAAACAAUAAAAACUAGAAAAAUCAUAAUUAGAAAGCAAAUCAUUAAAAAAAAAAAAUAAAAAAACAUUAUAAUCACAUAAAAAACCACUUAUAAAUUUCAUGAUGGAAAUGAAAAUGAAGAAGAAAAAAAAAACAUUUAUUAAAGAAAAUCAUAAGGAAAAGAAGCAUAACUCAAAUGUAUCUUACUGCAAAAGCAAUUGGUAUAAAAAGCAUAAAGAAUGUAUGCAAAACAAAGUGAAAGGUGAAAGCAUAAUGCGUGUAUGUACAGUCCUAAAUUCAAUUAGGAUAAAUGGAACGCUGCGUUAUAUACAAAAUACAUACAUUCAUAUAUAGUUUAAAGCAAAAGCAAAAACGACGAUUCAAUAAAAUUUCGAAAUAGCGCGCCUGGGAGCGAACUCUUUAAAGCAAAAAAAAAAAAAAUGUUUCAACAUAUAUAUAUAUAUUAUAUUUAAAAUGCAUAUUUAAUUAAAACAAAGAAAACUAGAAAGCAUAAAAGAGUUAUGGUAAAAGAACCUUAAAGUUGCUAUUAAUAGGCAGCUCAAUUAAAAUAGUAUUCUUCUGAUAAAAUUCCUUUGGUUCGGCAUUAAAAAAAAACAGCUGGUAAAAUAAAUACUCAGAAUCACAUAAAAUCCAAAACACACACACACACACCUGCAUAUACAGAUAUACAUACACAUACAUCCAUAUACUUGUAAUAACUCGCUUAUAUCCUUAUCAAAUUUAUAUUGCUUUGUCAGUUAAUCAAAAUUGAAUCAAAUUAUUAUUGACAUUAUUUGGCAAAGGAAAAAUUCCAGAGUAAAAAAAAUCGCUAUGAACUUAAUUUUGCUCAUGUGUGUAUUUAAGUACAAUAUUUAUUAUUAAACAAAAAAAAUGGAAAUCAUUUGUACUUUGUAGAAGGCGAAAACAAAAUGUCGAAUAUUAAAAAUAUAAAACAC